Messenger RNA from Paraglomus occultum, 837 nucleotides. The record is from the annotation of a GenBank genome assembly. NCBI's taxonomy places the organism in Eukaryota, Fungi, Glomeromycota, Glomeromycetes, Paraglomerales, Paraglomeraceae.
AUGUGGGCAUUCUUAUUUGACCGAGAGUCAAGCAUUGCUUCUGAAAAUGGUUUAGUGUCUAAUACUAUUGCGAAUGAUGCUGACUCUACAAUAUAUUCGAAUAUCUAUACACUUGGUAAAGGCCAGCACAACGUUUUCAAAAUAGAGCGGACUAUCCAUAAGUAUAUUAUUCCAAGUGUACAAAACGUUCUUAUUGGAAGACCUCAUUUUGCAACCUUGCCCACGUUGAGUAGUACAUUUGCAUCAUAUCCACUUCUUAGUGUCAAUAAUAGCAUCUACGCACGCGUUUCCGUGGAGCCUUCCUCCUAUAUAAUCAAUACUGAAACAGAAAAAUCAAAUUUGACAUUACUCGACGUAUUAAGCGCCUUAGGAGGUAUGUAUGCUUUAAUUGUAGCGCUAUAUGGACUAUUAUAUGGUGAUAGAGCCCUAGAGCCUUGGGGUUGGGUUCAACGCAUACAGUUAAAGCGCAUAGGUUGUGGUUUUCGCGAAUCAGUUAUUGAUAAAUUAGCCAGUAUCGCUUACUGGGCUGUGGAUAGAAAUACGAAACUUGACGAAGGAAAGAAUAAACGAAACGCAGUUAGCAGAGACAUAGAGAGUGCAGAAGAGGACACAGAGGAGAGCACAGUCAAUGGGGAUGAAGAGACUAUCAAUGGCGAAAACGAAGAAGAGUGUACAUAUACAGUAGAAGAGCUUUAUUGUAAAUUUAAAACCAUGCAAAAACGACAAAAGGCAUUGGAGGACUUCUUAAAGGAUUAUGUUGUAGAUGUAAAAUUUUAUGAUAAGCAUCAUAAGCAGGCUAACAGUAUAGGUAGUAGUAACAACAAUAAUAAAGAAUGA